This is a messenger RNA of Adineta steineri, 810 nucleotides long. The record is from the annotation of a GenBank genome assembly. NCBI's taxonomy places the organism in Eukaryota, Metazoa, Rotifera, Eurotatoria, Adinetida, Adinetidae.
AUGGAAAAAUUAGGUCCAAGUAUUGAAGAUCUUUUAUGUUAUUGUCGUCGAUCAUUUUCACUUAAAACUGUUCUUUUACUUGCUGAACAAAUGCUUAGACGUUUGCAACAUAUACAUUCACGUACUUUUCUUCAUCGUGAUUUAAAACCUGAUAAUUUUUUAAUGGGAGUUUUUACUUGGUCACAUCGUUUGUAUUUAAUUGAUUUUGGCCUUUCAAAACGAUAUAUUGAUGCUAAAACACGACGACAUAUUAUCUAUCGAGAAGGCAAAGGUCUUACUGGUACACCACGUUAUGCUUCAAUUAAUUCUCAUCUUGGAAAAGAACAAUCACGUCGUGAUGAUCUUGAAGCACUUGGUUAUGUUCUUGUCUAUCUUUACGAAGGACGUUUACCAUGGCAAGGUCUAAAAGCAGUAGCUAAAUCAGCUAAAUACGAAAAAAUAUGUGAACGAAAACUUCAUACACCACUUGAAUCACUUUGUAUGAAUAUGCCGAAUGAAUUUUCGCAAUAUUUACAAUAUUGUCGUAAACUUGAAUUUACUGAUGAACCAAAUUAUCAGUAUUUAUUAGAAUUAUUUGAUGAUCUUUUUGUACGACAUGGUUUUGUACGUGAUUAUAUCUAUGAUUGGAAUCUUAUUCGAUUUCGACAUGAAUCAAAAGCAAUAUCAAUAAAUAAUGAAUCUCUACCAAUGAUUAAUAAUAAUACAAUUGAACAAGCUAUAACUUUAACUAAUAAACGAUCAAAAUCUCUUACACCUGUUAUUGCUACUAAUCGAUAUUCAACUCCACGUGAACAAUUUGUUGAUAAUUAA